AUGGAUUCAUCAUUGCCGCAAUUGCCCAACGAUAGGGACUAUGAUAUUAUAUUAAGGCAACAGCCAGCAAGAGCUAAAAUCAGCGUGCCAAAUGAAAGAGAUAAAAGAUCCAUAGAGCCACCACCCAUUGUACAAAUGCAAUGGAUCAAUUUCUCAGACGAAGAGAAAAAACAAUCACUGCAGAGUCCAUUCUACUUUGUCAUGGUGAACAUUGUUCAUGCUGAAGCGCCAGAUACAGCAAGCCCAUUACCUACUAGAGAGUACUUGUCAGGUGCCACGGUAUCCUCAUUGUACAGACUACGAGACAUUGAUAACACAGACGGCGGAUUCUUUGUAUUUGGCGAUUUAGCAGUGAGAAAGCAAGGUUACUUUCGACUUUAUUUUAGUCUUUUUGAAAUGAUAGAUGGUAUAGUUGAAAAUCGCAAGAAUAUUUUAUCCAAUGCCUUUAUGGUGUACACAACAAAGCAAUAUCCAGGCCCAAUGGAGUCUACAUUUCUGUCUCGUGUAUUCUCAGAUCAAGGUGUCAAGAUCAGAGUGAGAAAGAAUCAUCAAUUAUCAACAACAUCCACAUCAACGAUAUCGCCAUCAUCAUUCAAAAAGAAAAGUAGGACCAACGUUGCGGCUGUAGCACGUAAACGGAAACAUGAUAACGACACAAGUAUUUGUCAUCAACCCCUAAAGAAAGAAGUCUUAUCACCACCCUCCUAUGCAUCUGAUAACGUUGUGCAUUUUGGCAGAUGGCAAUCCUCGCUCUACAAAUGCAAAUCAACGCCUUUACCAAACAGCAGCAUGACUACAAACAAUGACCAUGCCAGCAAUACCCCUCCUUCACCUUCCAUGACCUCAUCUCCAACCCUUUCCACUUGUUCAUCAUCAAACAAUAACAUCUAUUUACCCCCUAUUUCACAACUAUCCUCUUGUAACAUAACACCUAUAGCUGCCCCUCCUUUCUAUCAACUACCACCACUACGAGAAAUUAUGAACAAUAAGCAUUCAGGUGAAGCCUAUACUUCUUUUCCAAUUGACACUUCAUUCUUCAAAUAA
Molecule: messenger RNA, 1044 nt
Organism: Mucor velutinosus
Lineage: Eukaryota; Fungi; Mucoromycota; Mucoromycetes; Mucorales; Mucoraceae
Gene: VAS2
Product: AP-1 adaptor complex sigma subunit Aps1
Exons: 5
Coding region: 1-1044 (347 amino acids)
Source: RefSeq, a predicted model, not a curated record